Cyprinodon variegatus (sheepshead minnow) is the source of this 5822-nucleotide messenger RNA. RefSeq names its product electrogenic sodium bicarbonate cotransporter 1-like (gene slc4a4a). Gene Ontology annotation, molecular function: sodium:bicarbonate symporter activity; monoatomic anion transmembrane transporter activity; solute:inorganic anion antiporter activity. Lineage: Eukaryota; Metazoa; Chordata; Actinopteri; Cyprinodontiformes; Cyprinodontidae. The record is from RefSeq and is a predicted model, not a curated record. Gene Ontology annotation, biological process: transmembrane transport; bicarbonate transport; monoatomic anion transport. Gene Ontology annotation, cellular component: plasma membrane; basolateral plasma membrane. The transcript is spliced from 27 exons. The coding region runs from base 240 to 3473 and encodes 1077 amino acids.
AAACCAACUUCACAGAGCUCUGGAAUUAGGCUUCUACUAUUUCACACCACCAGGAGGCUGUAAAUCAGACAUAUACCGAGUUUAUUUUAUUUUUUUCUCCUCAGUGAUUUUCUCUGGGCGCAGAUUGGGGAUCAUAAGUUUGGGCAAAGUUCCAAAGGCCGUCAAACAUCAUCAGCAGCAGCUUCAGAGAUCUGCUCAGCUCAGACUAUUCAGACAGGAGAUCAAUCAGACCUGAGGAGAUGAGUGGCAAAAAGAUGGAGGACGAGGCGGUGGUGGACCGCGGGGCGUCCUUACUCAAGCACCUCUGUGAUGAAGAGGAGGUAGAGGGUCACCAUACCAUUUACAUUGGAGUCCGUGUGCCGAAGAGCUCCCGGCGUCGGAAGCGCCAUCGCCGGAGAACAAGCCACAAGGACAGAAAGGAGAGGUUGACAGCUAAUGCGUUUGACAAGUCGGACACGGGCAACAACGACGAGGCCAGCAACAGCAUCCUCAAACCUCUCAUCUCGCCGGCAGCUGAGAGGAUCCGUUACAUAUUAGAGGAUGAUGAUGGCCCGGCUCCCCCACAGCUCUUCACUGAGCUGGAUGAGCUGCUGUCGGUUGAUGGACAAGAGAUGGAGUGGAAGGAGACAGCCAGGUGGAUAAAGUUUGAGGAAAAAGUAGAAAAAGGGGGAGAGCGCUGGAGUAAACCCCAUGUGGCGACCCUGUCCUUACACAGCCUGUUUGAGCUGCGUACAUGCAUAGAGAAAGGCACAAUCAUGCUGGACAUGGAGGCUUCCACUCUGUCUCAGGUUGUUGAGAUGAUCACUGACAACCAGAUAGAGAUCGGCCAGCUGAAAGCAGACCUUAAGGACAAGGUGAUGUACACGUUGCUACGGAAACACCGCCACCAGACUAAGAAGUCCAACCUCCGCUCCCUGGCUGACAUUGGGAAAACGGUCUCCAGUGCAAGUAGGCUGUUUUCCAACCAGGACAACGAUAGUCCAACUACGCCCCACAAGAACCUGGCAUCCAGCAGCAUGAAUGACAUCUCUGACAAACCUGAGAGGGACCAGCUGAAAAACAAGUUCAUGAAGAAGUUGCCGAGAGACGCGGAGGCCUCCAACGUGCUGGUGGGAGAGGUGGAUUUUCUGGAUGCCCCCUUUGUGGCAUUUGUUCGUCUGCAGCAGGCGGUGAUGCUGGGAGCAUUGACUGAAGUCCCUGUUCCUACAAGGUUUUUGUUCAUCUUGCUUGGACCCAAAGGCAAAGCGAAGUCAUAUCAUGAGAUUGGCAGAGCAAUCGCUACACUGAUGUCCGAUGAGAUCUUUCAUGACAUUGCAUAUAAGGCGAAGGACAGACAAGACCUGCUGGCUGGUAUCGAUGAGUUCCUGGAUGAGGUGAUUGUACUUCCUCCAGGAGAGUGGGACCCGACCAUCAGGAUAGAGCCGCCCAAAUCUCUUCCCUCUUCAGAUAAAAGGAAAAACAUGUAUGCAGGAGGGGAUUCCCAGAUGAAUGGAGACGCGCCUCAUGAUGGAGGUCAUGGAGGAGGUGAACAUGCAAUGGGGGAGGAGCUUGAGAAGACUGGAAGGUUUUGUGGGGGCCUGAUACUUGACGUAAAGCGAAAAGCGCCUUUCUUUGUUAGUGACUUCACUGACGCGCUUCACAUCCAGGCCUUGUCGGCCAUUUUGUUUAUUUACUUGGGAACUGUGACAAAUGCCAUCACCUUUGGCGGGCUGCUGGGAGAUGCUACAGAAAACAUGCAGGGUGUACUGGAGAGUUUUCUGGGCACUGCCAUUGCUGGCGGUGUUUUCUGCUUGUUAGGGGGCCAGCCACUUAUUAUUUUGAGCAGCACCGGUCCGGUACUGGUGUUUGAAAGGCUGCUUUUCAACUUCAGCAGGGACCAUGAGUUGGACUACCUGGAGUUCCGCCUAUGGAUCGGCCUGUGGUCAGCGUUCUUCUGCCUGGUGCUCGUUGUCACAGAUGCCAGCUUCAUGGUGAAAUACUUCACCCGCUUCACAGAGGAGGGCUUCUCGUGUCUAAUCAGCUUCAUCUUUAUCUACGAUGCCUUCAAGAAGAUGAUUAAAUUAGCUCACCACUACCCCAUCAAUUCAGACUACAAUAUGGAAAACAUCACACAGUAUGAAUGUCUCUGCAUGUCACCUGUGGUCUCAGAAAACGAGACAGAGCUGCUUGACGAUCCUUUAGGGGAUGGAUCAACGUGGUACUUGAACAGCAAUGGCCCGGUACAAAACCGCUCAUGGUCAAGGCUAACAAAGUCAGAGUGCUUAAAGUACAAUGGAGAGCUGGUGGGAGAGGCCUGUAACUACGUCCCAGACAUCACCCUCAUGUCCUUUAUUCUCUUCUUUGGUACCUACACUACCUCCAUGUGUCUUAAGAAGUUCAAAACAAGUCAAUUUUUCCCCACCACUGUAAGGAAGCUCAUCAGUGACUUUUCCAUCGUCCUGGCCAUCCUUAUCUUCUGUGGGGUUGAUGUUUUCGUGGGAGUUGACACUCCUAAACUUAUUGUGCCAAGUGAAUUUAAGCCAACAAGCAAUCUCAGAGGCUGGUUUGUGCCUCCAUUUGGAGGAAACCCCUGGUGGGUUUAUCUGGCCUCUGCUCUUCCUGCCCUCCUCGUCACUAUUUUGAUCUUUAUGGACCAACAGAUCACUGCUGUGAUUGUGAACAGGAAGGAGCACAAGCUAAAGAAAGGGUCAGGAUACCAUCUGGAUCUGUUCUUGGUGGCUGUUCUGAUGGUGGUUUGCUCCUUCAUGGGCCUGCCGUGGUAUGUGGCCGCCACCGUCAUCUCCAUCGCCCACAUCGACAGUCUGAAGAUGGAAACUGAAACGUCAGCACCAGGAGAGCAGCCCAAGUUCCUGGGUGUGAGAGAGCAGAGGGUCACUGGAGUGCUUGUAUUCGUUCUAACAGGACUAAGUGUGUUCAUGGCUCCCAUAUUAAAGUUUAUCCCCAUGCCAGUCCUGUAUGGAGUCUUCUUGUACAUGGGAGUGGCUUCUCUUAACGGUGUUCAGUUUAUGGAUCGUCUGAAGCUGCUUCUGAUGCCAGCCAAGCAUCAGCCAGAUCUGGUUUACCUGAGACACGUUCCCCUCAGGAAAGUCCACGUAUUCACCUUCUUGCAGAUUCUCUGCUUAGCGAUGCUCUGGAUCCUGAAGUCCACUGUGGCAGCCAUCAUUUUUCCAGUGAUGAUUCUUGCUCUGGUGGCUGUCAGGAAAGCCAUGGACUACAUAUUCUCCCAGCAUGACCUUAGCUACCUGGAUGAUGUCAUCCCAGAGAAAGACAAGAAAAAGAAGGAGGAUGAGAAGAAAAAGAAGAACUGUGGCAGCCUGGACAGUGAUGCUGAGGAUUCUGACUAUCCUUACAAUGAGAGUGUUCCAAAUAUUAAAAUUCCCAUGGACAUCAUGGAGAAGGAGCCCUUUUUAGGUGAUAAGACCUCUGACAGAGAGAAGUCCCUGUCAUUCCUUGAUCGACACACAUCGUGCUGAGAAGCUUCGCUUCUACCAGGACAGCUACUUAUCCAGCCCUGAGACGACCCCGCUGAAGACAGUGCCUCAGAUUAGGAUAGAAAUGGACCCUGAAGAUGAAGACACCUAUUACUGGAGAGGUCGGGGCUCAGAGACGUGUCUCUAGAGGAUCAACCUAAUGCUUCCUGUCUUAUACCCACUUUAUAUGAAUCUUCACUUUUGUUUCCUACAUGAUUUGAAGACUGUUGUUUUAAAUCACUAGAACUGAAAAAGGGAUAUUUGAAAAAUAGGGACUUUAACCUCUUCCAUCUUCACCAUCAUGUUGGCAUCUUUCUCACAGGUCACAGUCUCACUGGUUGAUUACAUGUAACUUCUUACUACUGAUCUAUGCAACUCCUUCCACAUGCCCCUCCUCACAGUAACAUGUUGCAGCGCUCUCACUAAACAUGGAGUGCCAUCCCAUCUCUUUCACUUUUUCAUGUCAUCUCUUUAUAUAUAUAUAUAUAUACACAUUCAGAUUUAUUUUAUAUGUACCGGACUACUAUAAUACUUUCCUGUUGCAGGGAAAUUAUGUUUUUAUAGCUCUACCUCUUGACUUAGUUUCAGAUCAUAUGAACAACUGGAAUUUUUAUAAUUUUUCUCUCUGUCCUUUCAUAGAGUUGUAAUAAUUAAAAUGAAUCUGCUGUAUCAUAGGAAGUAGAGAUGUAAGAUAAUUAACUAUAAAUUAACAAAGCACAUUCAGGUGCAGGUGUGUAUUUUAUUUAACUGAUGCAGAACAGAUUGCUUCACUUUGUUUCUAAUCUUUUCAAAAUCUUUCACAAUGUUUUGAUUAUAUUUUGUUUUUAAUUUGAUAUCUUUAUUGAUUUUUAAAAAUGAUAAUGUUGUGUACAUGUAGUACAUAUUUACGUGUUUUUUUUAUUAUUAUAUGCAUAGAAGAUCAACAUAAUCAUCCAACCUUCCUCUGCCAAGCAUUAAUUCUAACUGGGAAUGCAUAUCAUAUAAAGAAAUGAUUGUGCUGCAUAAACUCUUUUACCUAAGUGGCCUAUAAGGGAUUGAUUUGGACUGAAAUAGUGAUGGAAAGAUUGAUGAUGUGGAAAAUAAUACUAUCACAGCCUAUUAUCGCAGCAGAACUAGGUGUAUUUUCUCAGCUGUCCUCUGAAUUAUGGGUGGUAAAUUAUUUUUCUGCAUUUGCAAAUAUUUUAGGUUAUCAAAAUACACUGAAAAAAUGCAUCAGAUUUCAUCUCUGUCUCAGACAUUUUGCUGCAUUUUGGUUCCUCUGUGGAUGUAAAGUUCAUUCAAAUCCAUAUUUUAAACCCCAGCACAGCUCUCUAGAUUUUUUAGAGGUGGAACUUGUUUUGAAGAGAAAUGUACAGACUUUUGAAAUGUACAAUGGUUAAAAAAACGAGAAAGUACGCCUCCAGGGUUUUAUAGAUCAGGACAAAAGAACUGGUAUUAUUGAAAAGGGGUAUCAAAUAUACAAAAACACACAACACAUACCUCCAUGUUUGUAAUUAAAAUACGAGAAAACUCAUAAAGCCAAAAUAAUAUUAUGUUAUUAUAUUUAAAAAUACUAAGUACGCCCCAUGCAUGAUUUUACACACAAAAAACUUUUCAGAGUUGUCGAGCUUCAGCUUGUGGAGUAUCGAUUUGGUCAACAAAAUGUUCAGAUCGUAUUGCUUUUUAAUAUGAGCCCAAAUCAUCCCCUCCCAAAAAAUGUUUUCCCAUAUGUCUCAAAAAUGAUGAGGCUCCAGACGUCUUGUUGGUCAUUUAAAUAUACCGGUAUCUUUGGAAAUCUAAGUCCCUCCAUUCUUUUAUUGUCUAGUACGUAGCAAGAAGAUGUAUUUCCAAGUUGUGUCUUAUUAUAUAUUUUUAGACAAAAUUUUUUUUUCUCUUGGCAGUUCUUCUAAAACAUGCAUAUGUGUUCUUCCCAUUUCUGAAAAACAAAUAUGUUAGAGUGAGUAAAUCUGCUGGGACAUGAUAGAGGCUUUGAUAGAGCUCUGAUGGUAAUCUGCUAUUCCAGUGGAUCUAAUUAAAGGAACCUUUACUUCAUAUAGUUUGGAUGCAGCAAAGGUGCAUUUUAUUUUGCCGAAGAAUCUUCUCCCUUUUAAAUGUGUCCAUUAGCACCUUUUGUGUUGAUAAAUAAAAACCAUGGAAUUGAAACCUUUUUCCGUAUGGCAGCAAACAGAUCUGAGCAUUAGAAAUAAUUUAAAUACUCGUCUUUGUUUUUUAGCCAUUGUGUAUAAUUGCCAUAUCUGUGCUAAAAAGUUCCCAAAGUUAAAGAAUAAUGUUGUUUGGAUCAAAGUAUUUAAGGAGAAAUAUGCUAUUAAUGGUGCAUUUCCCAUCGACAUGGCUUUACUUUGUGGCAAAAAA